CACAUGCUCUUCCCCACACUGCUCUCUCCACGUAAUCAAUAUCACCCCAUAUGCUGACCUGAUCUUUCCCCAAUCAUCCUUAGGAUCACCUUUCUCCCGAAUCCCGCCGUCGUGCCGCCUACAAAAACUUUUCUUCCUAUUUCAAAUCUUCCCAUCAGUAAUACGGAUGUCUCACUAGCGAUCGAUAGUGGUCAUCCGCUCCGGGGCCCCGUCUGGGGUAUAUAAGCUUCCGAUAACCGCCCUCUGUCCCUCAUCCCCUCUUGCUCUUCAUCCACCACCAUGACUUCCUUCUCCUACGAAUUCAACACCCCCGUCUACAAGGGCAAGUCUUCCUUCCCUACUGGCCUUUUUAUCGGCGGCAAGUUCGUCGCUGGUUCGUCCGGAAAGACCAUCGAUGUUAUCAACCCUACCAACGGAAAGCUCAUCACCUCCGUUUCUGAGGGAACCGAGAAGGAUGUCGACCUCGCUGUCGAGGCUGCCCAAAGGGCCUUCGAGACCACUUGGGGUCUGAAAUCCUCUGGAACCCAGCGCUCCGAGCUUCUCUACAAGCUUGCUACUCUGAUGGAGAAGUACCAUGACGAGCUUGCUGCUUUGGAGGCUCUUGACAACGGCAAAACCUUCGGAUGGGCCAAGGGAACCGAUACCGCUGCUUCCAUCGGAACCCUCAAGUACUACGCUGGUUGGGCUGACAAGCUCUCUGGUCAAGUCAUCGAGACCGACGAGAACAAGCUCGCAUAUACCCGCCAUGAGCCUAUCGGUGUCGUCGGCCAAAUCAUCCCCUGGAACUUCCCUCUCCUCAUGUUUGCAUGGAAAAUCGGCCCUGCUCUCGCUACUGGCAACACCAUUAUCAUCAAGCCCUCCGAAUUCACUCCCCUGACCGCCAUCCGUAUGGGCUCCAUCAUCAACGAGGCCGGCUUCCCUCCUGGUGUCGUCAACAUUGUCACCGGUUACGGCCAGACCGUCGGUAACGCCAUCAGCUCCCACAUGCACAUCGAAAAGGUUGCCUUCACAGGCUCUACUCUUGUCGGCCGCAAAGUCAUGGAGGCUGCCGCCAAGACCAACUUGAAGAACGUCACCCUCGAGCUCGGUGGAAAGAGCCCUAACAUCAUCUUCAACGACGCCAACCUCGACCAGGCCGUCAACUGGGCUGCUCACGGCAUCUUCUGGAACCACGGACAGGCGUGCUGCGCGGGCUCCCGUAUCUUUGUCCAGUCCGGCAUCUAUGACGAAUUCUUGAAAAAGUUCACUGCCAAGACCCAGAGCAUCAAGGUCGGCGACCCCUUCGAGGUUGGCAUGGACCAGGGUCCCCAGGUUUCUAAAGUCCAGUAUGAUCGUAUCAUGAGCUACAUCGAAUCUGGCAAGCAACAGGGUGCCACCGUCCACUCUGGCGGAGCUCGCCAUGGAACGGAGGGUUACUUCAUCCAGCCUACCAUCUUCACCGACACCACACCCGACAUGAAGAUCGUUCAGGAAGAGAUCUUCGGUCCCGUCGGCGUCGUGAUCAAAUUUGAGGAUGAGGAGGAUGUUAUCCGACAAGCCAACGACACCGUGUACGGCCUCGCCGCUGCCGUCUUCUCGCAGGACAUCAACCGUGCUCUUGACACCGCACACAAGCUCAAGGCUGGAACUGCAUGGGUCAACUGCGCGAACCAGUUGCACUUUAACAUUCCUUUCGGUGGUUUCAAGCAGAGUGGUAUCGGACGGGAGUUGGGAGAGUACGCGCUCCACAACUACACAAACGUCAAGGCCGUGCACGUCAACUUGGGACACCGGAUGUGAAAAAUUCCCUGGCCCUGGCCCUCUUGGAUGAGAAGUUAAAUUUAUAUUGUACCAUGCGCAUGUAUUAUGAUCUUUAUAACAUUUUAAGUCACCGUCAAUGGAAUUUUUUUUCGUUAUAUCUUUCUUGGCGGGAUUCUUUUACUUGAGCAAGUGGAGU
This is a messenger RNA of Desarmillaria tabescens, 1936 nucleotides long. Its product is annotated as aldehyde dehydrogenase. Lineage: Eukaryota; Fungi; Basidiomycota; Agaricomycetes; Agaricales; Physalacriaceae. The transcript has 9 exons. Bases 280 to 1779 code for a protein of 499 amino acids. The record is from RefSeq and is a predicted model, not a curated record. Gene Ontology annotation, molecular function: aldehyde dehydrogenase (NAD+) activity.